This is a messenger RNA of Venustampulla echinocandica, 855 nucleotides long. RefSeq names its product putative short-chain dehydrogenase. The record is from RefSeq and is a predicted model, not a curated record. Bases 1 to 855 code for a protein of 284 amino acids. Lineage: Eukaryota; Fungi; Ascomycota; Leotiomycetes; Helotiales; Pleuroascaceae. The transcript has a single exon. Gene Ontology annotation, molecular function: oxidoreductase activity.
AUGUCGUUCCCGUACAAAACGGUACUUGUUAUAGGGGCUACGAGUGGAAUUGGCCUAGCUUUGGCUGAAAAAUGCAUAGCCAUUGGCUCUCAUGUGAUAGCGGUCGGGAGAAGAAAGGAGAACUUGAAUGAUCUAGUCCAAAAAUACGGCAACAACAAGGUCACUAUCUUUCAAUUCGAUAUCACAAAUCUUCAAGGCAUUCCCGACUUUGUGAAAUCGUAUGCAUCCGAUACUCUCCUCCUUCAUCUUAGAACCUAUUUUACUAAUUUUCCAAUAUCAAGAGUCACAGCAGCACACACAAAGUUAGACAGCGUGAUCCUCAACUCAGGAAUCCAGAGAGGCUUUGAUUUCACCAAACCGGAGACUGUGGAUUUAAAUAUGCUUGAUCUCGAGGUAACAACUAAUUACCUCUCGCAUAUACACCUUUUCACGCACCUCCUCCCCCACCUACAGUCCCUCGCGCCCACUCUAACGGCUCUGAUAUUCGUAACCUCCGGCCUAGCACUGGUUCCCUUCCCACGCUAUCCCAAUUACUGCGCUACCAAAGCCGCAAUGCAUCACCUCAUCCUCUCCCUCCGUGAACAGCUUUCUGGGUCCAAUGUGAAGGUUGUAGAAAUCCUGCCACCAGCAGUGCAGACGGAGUUGCAUGAUGAGAAGCAUCAGCCGGAUAUUAAGGGUGGCGGAAGAGUAGGAAUUCCAAUUGGGGAGUUUACGGAGGAGGCAUGGAAGGGCCUGUGUGAGGGGAGUGAGGGAGUUCCCGUGGGGAUCAUAAAGGGGCAUUAUGAGGGGUGGGAGAGGGAGAGGCAGGAGGGGUUUAAGAUGUUGGUUAGAAUGAUGAAGCAGAGCGGGCAGUAG